Messenger RNA from Batrachochytrium dendrobatidis JAM81, 681 nucleotides. RefSeq lists its product as uncharacterized. NCBI's taxonomy places the organism in Eukaryota, Fungi, Chytridiomycota, Chytridiomycetes, Rhizophydiales. The coding region runs from base 1 to 681 and encodes 226 amino acids. The transcript has a single exon. The record is from RefSeq and is a predicted model, not a curated record.
AUGAGAGCCACAGACGUUGUGUUCUUAUCAGCCAUGUCUGCAAUUGCUAGCGCGGCAGUCAUCACAUCUAAUGCAGAGACUCGAUCAUCACAUUUAUCGAAACGUAGUCCUGGUAAAUAUUGGACAGAUAUAUUUGAAAAAGGCAAUUUAAAAGGUAUUAGUUUAGAUUCCGAAUCAGAUUAUCAAAAAAGGCAAAGGCAAAAGCAAAUCAAAAAAGAGUACAAGGAUUUGAAGAGAGCUGCACAGAAGAGCAAAGAUAAAAGGAGAGAAGUCUGCUGGGAAUAUUUGAAAUCUUUAUCUCACACAUCGGCUAAAAGUGGGACACUUUCCUCUUCAGGACCAAGUCGACAGAAUAGUCGAGCAAGUAAUCACUCGGGAAAAAGUCGAGCAAGUAACCAUUCAAGAAAGAGUCAAGCAAGUAACCGUUCGACAGAAAGUGGAGAUAGCAUCCAGUCAGUAAAAGGUCAAAACAUAUCUGAAGAGGCAGAUGAGGAAGACGAAGAAGAAGAGGAAGAAGAGCAAGAAGAAGAGGAAGAAGAAGAGGAAUUGACUAAAGAUCUAAAGGAACAAUGCGAAAAGGCAAAGAAAGAGCGAAAGAGGUUAAAGUUGAUGAUAAUGGAAUUUGAAGCAAAACAUGGUCUUACACCAACAGUCGAAUACAAAAAGAUUGAAACUAAAUGA